This is a messenger RNA of Lathyrus oleraceus (garden pea), 756 nucleotides long. Its product is annotated as protein translation factor SUI1 homolog. NCBI's taxonomy places the organism in Eukaryota, Viridiplantae, Streptophyta, Magnoliopsida, Fabales, Fabaceae. Bases 199 to 537 code for a protein of 112 amino acids. The transcript is spliced from 2 exons. The record is from RefSeq and is a predicted model, not a curated record. Gene Ontology annotation, molecular function: translation initiation factor activity. Gene Ontology annotation, biological process: translational initiation.
GUGUCCUCAUAACCUCAUCUCAACCGUUCAUAAACUAGUGGCCAACGACUCACACCGCCUCAACCUCACACUAUAAAACCCCCAAAUCCUUCCUUUCUUUCCUCAUAAUUUCUCAUUCAGAUUUUCCGAAGUCUCUCAAAGCCUUUUUUGUCUCAGUCGCUUUCUUCGGUGUUGUCAAGUUUCCAUCAAGUAAAGUACAUGGUUGAGUUGGAAAUUCAGGUACCAACUCCCUUCGAUCCAUUUUCUGAAGCGAUAGAAUCGGAUGCACCUGGAGCGAAAGAGUAUGUUCAUAUACGAAUUCAACAAAGGAAUGGAAAAAAGAGCUUAACAACGGUUCAAGGACUGAAGAAAGAGUUCAGCUACGAGAAGAUUCUGAAGGAUCUUAAGAAAGAGUUUUGUUGCAACGGGAAUGUUGUGCAGGAUAAAGAGCUUGGUAAAGUUAUUCAACUUCAAGGCGAUCAGAGGAAGAAAGUUUCGAAUUUCUUGGUUCAGGUUGGGCUUGUGAGGAAGGAUCAGAUCAAGAUUCAUGGUUUUUGAAGGAUUUGGUUAUUUAUACCUUGUGGUAUUUGAAGUUGUUGCUGAAUUUGGAGUGUCUUUUGUUUUGAUUUAGUCUCUGAUUGGUCUUGGUUAAAUAAGAAAUAAGUGUGGUUUGAUUUUAGUUUUGUUUUAUAGUUUGAGUCUAUGGAUUUUGUGGCUGAACUUGAAUGUAUGAAAGACACUUCAAAUAUAAUAAAACUUAAUGACUUGAUACUGUUA